AAUGGCUCACCAAAAUAAUAAAGUUUUUAAAUUCAAAUCAAAGAAAACUAAGAUUAAUAAAGCUGCUUGCAUAAAUCUAUUUGAAGAUGACAAAAUUGAAAGAGAUAUUCAACAGUCAGCUCUACAAAAUCAACAGCAAACAGAAGUAAUUCAAGUUUUAACAGAUGAUUGUAAUGGAAAAAACGAAGGUGUAGUUGAAGGAAGGAAAGAAGCAACAAUGACACAAUACUUUGUUAAAAAAAGAAAGAAUGAAGUUGUGGAUAUUCUUCAAGUACCAAAAGCAAGUUGUAGCAAAGAUAGUGAUGAAGAAUCUGAUAUAGAAGUAUGUUUAGAAGUUUGCCAACCAAAAAAGAAGAAAACUAUUAAAAUUGUACAAAUAUCUUCAUCACAAUCAUCAGAAUCAUCAACUGAAGAGUUAAUGAGGAAAGUAGCAACUAGUGUUCAGUAUCAAACUCAUUCCAAAUUGUUCCUUGCUGAGGAUUUAAAGAGAAAAUUGCUCCAUCAACAGAAAUGUGAUGAUAUCAGUGUUGAAAGUGGUUUAACUGUUUUUGUAAGAAGAAAGAGUGAUUCAUUUAUUAAUUUCAUGGAAAGUUUUUGUAAUAAGAAAUCUUAUAGUGGGAUUGAUAUUCCACAAUUAAUAAGACAAGUUCCUCCUAAAAAAGAUAUUAAAAGUCAAUAUUUAAUUGUUACAGAUACAAGCUUUGAUUAUGAUAAGAAAGUGUUAGCUCUUAAUAUACUCAAGUAUGGUCUAGAUGGUGAAUUGUAUGUAAUCCAUAUUGAAGAUUUAAUGGCAUCCGAUUUGCCAGUAAUCUUUAAUGAUUGGAAAAUUGAAUGUCAACAGAUUGUUAUCCAUUUACCAGAACAUCCAAUUACAAUAAACAAUUACCUUGAUGAAUUUUAUCAAAAGUUGAAACUUGUAUCUGGCCUCAACAAAAUGUUUAUAUGUAUAACUAUUAAAAUCAAUAAUGAACAAAAGCACUGUAAUUAUCCAUAUAAUAAUUGUGAUCAACUUGUUGAGGUUGAUAUGAAGAAUAACUUGAAAAAUAGCUAUGUUGAAACAUACCAAUUUCAACAUCAGCAGACCAUAAUGAAGAAUCCAUACAUAUCUAUAAUUGAGUUUUUGGCAAAUUAUAAUAAGGAAUAUCUUUUAAAUGUACCAGAUUUAAAGAAACUUGUUGAUAAACACAAUAUUAAAAAAGCCAUGAGCAAGAAAGAUAAAAUGUUAGAAUCAUAA
Messenger RNA from Dimorphilus gyrociliatus, 1234 nucleotides. The record is from the annotation of a GenBank genome assembly. NCBI's taxonomy places the organism in Eukaryota, Metazoa, Annelida, Polychaeta, Dinophilidae.